Molecule: messenger RNA, 2545 nt
Organism: Dermacentor andersoni
Lineage: Eukaryota; Metazoa; Arthropoda; Arachnida; Ixodida; Ixodidae
Product: nose resistant to fluoxetine protein 6-like
Molecular function (GO): acyltransferase activity, transferring groups other than amino-acyl groups
Source: RefSeq, a predicted model, not a curated record
GUGAAUGCAAGUUAAAAUUGUUGGCGACGGCGAAACACGGCUCAACGCGGUGGUUAAUGCUUUCGGUUUAAAAGAAUGAAUAAGGAUCCCAUUACGGCUAAGCUAAGCGACGUUGAUGCUCCUCAUUGCCAUCCUCUCCAAGCCAUUUAGCUCCAUGGUGUUCCAAGAGUCAUCUAGGAGACACGGUCGCAGGACUCAUGUAGCGCUAUGGGUCUUGAUGUCGUCGUUUGUGCUGAUGCCAUUCUUAACCCAUACUUCGCGGGCUCAAAACGCGAAGAUCGCUACUGGCCAGAGUGAAUCGGCAGGAGUGACUUUGAGAAGCCCAGAUAAGAGCGUGGGCGAAAUAGAGGAGAUCGACUACGUGCAAGUUGCUCGAGACGUGGUGGCCGCGGGCCUUUCCAAAGUGCCGCCCUCUUUGAUACGAAAACUGCUGGAAGCCGACGUGCGGCCCGAGUGCAGCACGGCGCUGCUGCGGACCAUGCGAGCCUUCCAGAACCUCGAGCCGUGGGCCCUGAGACUAUUCGACGCAAGCGGAAGGUUCCCCACGGGAAUCUUCGAGGCGGCGCGCGUCGACAUGGGAGGAUUCGAUGAGUGCCUCCAGACCGUUCUGCGGGACCAGUACGGAAACGUGUUAUCCCGGGGCCAGUAUUGCAACUUGCUUGUUUACAUCAAAAAUGCGACAGCAAUGGAAGUGCCGAACUCCAUCGCCGACGCCUUUCACCCGAGGCUUCGAUAUUUCAGUGAAUGCAUUAUUACUCCAGGAGAUUCCAUUGCUCGCCUCGGAGUAUGCUAUAUCGAUGACUGUAACCAAAAUGACUUACAUGUUUUAGCCAACUCAGUGAGCCUUCCUUUGAUCCAUCUUGAAAUAUCGAACUGCGUCACAGCAGAACCGAAAUCAUGGAGCAAUAUACAAAUAGGAAUUGUAAUAUUUGCAGCGAUCAUACUGUUUGUUGUAAUUACCGCAACAUUUGUAGACCACUUCGCGAGACAACAGUCUGAGUGGAGAAAACAGCAUGGUGUCCUGUUGCAAGUCGUCGGGGCCUUCUCAGCGGAAUCCAACACACGCAUGUUGCUCAAUGCAGCCGACAAAAAUCAAUUUGACCAGCAGUCUCUGCAGUUCUUGCACGGCAUGCGACUUUUCUGCAAUGUGCACAUAGUGCUCGGGCAUACCUUCGUGAUUACUUCUGACAGCUUUUCAGGAAUUCUGAACAUGUUCAUUGCCACAUCAGAGUGGCGAUCAAUGAUCUUGGCCGCAGGUUUCAACACAAUUGACACAUUCCUAUUUAUGAGCGGAUUUUUGCUAUGCCAUACUCUAAAGAAGUGCAACAUAAGCAGACCUGCCGUGUUCAUCAUUGUGAUUCUUAGAAGGCUCAUCAGGAUUUGCGUCCCACUUUUUUUCACCAUCAUGUGGUUCUACCUGCUGCCUCAUUUCGUCACCGGACCGAACACGGAGGCGUUCUUUCAGCACUUUUAUGAUGAAAUGGCACAACACUGGUGGCAUCUGAUUUUUCACAUAAAAAACUUAUUUGAACUGACCGUUCACGACAAAUUAACCCAUACGUGGUUCUUAUCGGUGGAUUUCCAACUAUUCCUGGUCUCGCUUGUGACAUUGCUGACCUUCAAAGGACGGAAGCGUGCGGCUCUGGCAGCUUUAGCCAUGCUUUCUCUCCUUGGCUGUGCCAUCGCAACAUGGACCGUGGCCAGGCUGCAUCUGUCCCCAUUCGCUAUUGUUCCCUUCCCGCAUUUCUCGCGAAUGAUGAGCACGAUCAACGCAUACUACGUGCUACCUUUUUAUCACGCUGUAUGCUACUUUAGCGGCUGUAUGACGUCUCUCAUCGUAGCCGACUUCACGAAACGCAAGAUUUCCAAGACUCUUCAGCUGGCUGGCUGGUGUGCAUCUGUUUGUUGUGGGCUCUUCUGCGUUUAUGUGAAGUUUAUUUGGUUCUCGAGCCCCAACCCCCCAUCGGGAGGCGCGGAGCUGCUUGUGGCAUUCUUCGACAGGUUACUGUGGUCUUUCUUUAUCGCCUGGAUCAUACUAAUGUGUGCUACGGGCCGAGGAGGAAUUGUGAACAAGUUCUUGUCCUGGAAAGCAUUUGUUCCAUUGAGCAGGCUUUCGUACGGCGUGUACCUCAUCCACUGGCUAUUUCUCGAACUCAUGCUGCAUUCAUCCAGAGAACGAGUCUACUGGUCGGCAUUCAAUCAGUUGACGCUCUCCUUUGCCGUACUCGUCUGGUGUUUCCUGCUGUCAUUCGUGGUCUUCAUCAUAUGCGAGGCGCCGACCGGAGUGCUCGAGAAGCUGCUUUUCAGAAGGUGGAUUGAAGAUGGCGGCGCCCGGAAACAAGAACAUCAAGAAUAGCUCGGAGGUGGUGACGUGAAAAAAUGAACAGUGGUGAAUUAAGGCUAUGAAAUGUCACUAUGUUAUCCAACUAAUGGCGACCGUCCUUAAUUGUCAUACUAAGUGCACUGCUACUUGCAAGACCACCAAAGAUAAACAGCGUUGGGCUCGGGCAGUACGUGUCAGCAUAUUAUUGAAAUAUCAACAGAA